AUGGGAUUUGUUCCUGAAUAUAGCGAGAAAGGCGAUCAAAAGAGACCUGACCAGGCAGAGGUGGAAGAAGCGCAUCCGGAGGAUACGUCGAACCCUGUUAUAGAGUCUGCAGGACCGCAACAAUCGACGUCGCCGCAGACUGAUCGGAGCGUCAAGCGCUUACAAGACACCCACAUCCAAAGCCCAUCCGCAGAACGUUACGAGUUUGCCUUGCAUGGGCUUCUGGCACUUGGAAAUGGGAAUAGUGGAGGUGAUGUCAAUGCUGAACCUGAAGUCAACUUUGCGACCAUAGACUUUGCGGAAACAGAUCACGCAACGCUGCCCAGUCAAACUAGUGUCGCCAUGGAUCGUAUUCAGACAGAGCCGAACCCGAUGAUCGUUGGAGAAUGCCAAGAAAGACCGAAAUUGCAGCCUUGGCCUUCAAUCAGCACAAUAUCUUCCGUUGAGAUGCCGCAGAUGACCGAUGAGCGUGUUUUGGAGUUCCUCAAGCAUUAUCGAUACAAUAUCGCGCCGUGGAUGGACAUUUGCGACAUGAACCAAUGCUUCGGCUGCGAGGUGCUCCAGCUGUCCAAGAUCUCUUCCCCCGUUCGGCUUGAAACACUGGCGCUUGCGGAAGCUUCCCUUAGUGCUCGCCACCAACUUCAGGAUGUUACUGUGGACAUGCUUGCGCGCAUGCAGCGACAAAAGGUGCCCGCAGGAGAAAAGGUCCACAAAUCCCUUCUAAUUACCCUUGAAACCGUUAAAGCUGUUGUCACCAACUUAUCAGGAUUCUGGAAUCUCCAGGACAGCGUCUGGUGCACACGACAUGUGCUCGAACCGCUGCUUUUCGAGGUCAAUCAAGACCCAAUCGGAAACAGUGAUCCAUUAGCACCUGCAGCCUUUUGGCUGAUAGCGAGACUACGUAAGUAUUGCAUUAUUUUGAUAGGAGAGAAGCAGAAUCCUUAUUACAAACUUCGAUUGAACACUGCCGGGUUCUACCCCAGCAAGUAUCAUUUGGAGCUUAGUGUUGGACUAUCUCUUGCAUAUUGGCCUCGGUGA
Messenger RNA from Didymosphaeria variabile, 1038 nucleotides. RefSeq lists its product as uncharacterized. The record is from RefSeq and is a predicted model, not a curated record. Bases 1 to 1038 code for a protein of 345 amino acids. The transcript has 3 exons. NCBI's taxonomy places the organism in Eukaryota, Fungi, Ascomycota, Dothideomycetes, Pleosporales, Didymosphaeriaceae.